This is a messenger RNA of Phragmites australis (common reed), 1969 nucleotides long. RefSeq lists its product as uncharacterized. The coding region runs from base 63 to 1241 and encodes 392 amino acids. The record is from RefSeq and is a predicted model, not a curated record. NCBI's taxonomy places the organism in Eukaryota, Viridiplantae, Streptophyta, Magnoliopsida, Poales, Poaceae. The transcript is spliced from 2 exons.
UCGUAAACCACCUGACAGCUCUGCCCCACAAGCUCUCGCUGCCUACCUCCACUCCAACCCACAUGGAUUUCUCCGCCGCCGGCGGGGGCCGCGGCGAGCCGGCCCGGUGGCUAGAGAUAGCCGGCAAGCUCCUUGCCGCGCGGGACCUGGUGGGCUGCAAGCGGCUCGCGGAGCGCGCGGUGCGGGCCGACCCGCUCCUGCCCGGCGCCGACGAGCUCCUCGCAGUCGCCGACGUCCUCCUCUCAUCCCAGCGCCUGCUCCCCUCGGGCCGCCCCGAUCCGCUCGCCGUCCUACAGCUCCAGCCCGACCCCGACCCCGCCGCCGUCAAGCGGUCCUUCCGCCGUCUCUCCCAACUCAUAUCCUCCCCACAUAACCCCCAUCCCGCCGCGGACACCGCCCUCCGCUUUGUGCAAGAAGCCUUCGCCGACCUCUCCGAUCAAUUGAAGAGCGCCCCCGCCGAUCCACCUCCUGCUCCUGCGUCCGCGGACGCAUCGGCCGCGGCCGAUGCGUUCUGGACAGCGUGCCCCUACUGCUGCCACGUGUACCAGUACCAGCGCGCGCUGGUGGGGCGCGCUCUAAGGUGCCAGAGCUCCUGGUGCCGGCGCGCGUUCGUGGCCACCGAGAUCCCGACCGCGCCGCCUAUUGUGCCGGGCACCGACAUGUACUACUGCGCGUGGGGGUUCUUCCCGAUGGGCUUCCCUAAGGCUGCUGAUUUGAGCACCAACUGGAAACCAUUCUGUCCGAUGUUUCCGUCUAAUUCGUCAGCUUCGCAGCCAGCAUCUGCGGGGACUGGCAAUGUUGAUGUACAAAAUGUUGAGAAUAAUGGCGGGCCUAUUAAUGUCAAUUCAACACCAGCAAAUGUGCAGCCCGCAAAUAAGAGUGGUGUCAGUGGCAGUGCAGUAGGGCCAUCUAGAGGUAGGAUCAAGAAGACAACAGCCCGCAAGAAGGUUGGUGCUGUGCUCAAGAAGCAUUCUUCUGGCGGUGCGGAAAGUAGCAUUGAGUCAUCUAUGCUUGGUUUGGAUUCGUGGAAUGGAAAUGUGGGGAGUGGACAGACAGUGGGUACUAGAGAGAUCAACAUAAAUGAGGUGGCAAAACCAACUGAUGGCAGCACCAUGCUGAAUUUUGGUGGGGUUGAGGAUAUUGGGUUUGAUUUGGAUGUUGAUGCAACAGAUGCUAUAUUGGGGAAUUUGCAGCACCUGCCAUUCUUGAGGGAGGAUGACAAUACCAGACGGAUGUUUUAGUUGUCGAUGUGCUUGGUGUAGGUAUUCCAUAGAAGUGGUGUAUGAUAGCAUGGUUGAAGGAAUUCCUGCAUAGUCUGGCCCUUUGCUGCUGCGCUUGCUUUCAUUGCCACUAUUUCUCAUAUUGAUCCUGUGUUUCGUAACUGUCUACCUUUGGUUCUGUAGUUAGCUGGUGAUCUCUUGUACCAUCUGGAUCAGCACUAUUUACAAGUCCGUAGAGUAGAGUAUCCCAUAUUAGUUGAAGAAUGUGUGAUAUAUGCCAUCUGCAAAUUAACUUAAGGAGAUAACUGGUGAAGGGAAUAAUGCAGUCUGCUUAGAUAAUCGGUGAGGCUUUUAGUUGAGAGUUUAUGAUGCAACAGAGGUCACAUGGAGCACUGGCAGAUAAAUGCCGAUGAGAAUGAUUUCUGGAUUACAAAAUCUCUGUAUUUCAUGACAUCAGUUGAUUGCCUUCACCCGUCAUCGAUGGAGCUGAAUAGGAGAAGUGGCAUGGCUCGGUUUAAGGGACAACAGUGGCGUGUAAACUAUGCUUCUCUUUCUCCUAGCCUGAAAUAAAGGGCUUUGUCUAUGCGUCGGCACCCAGUUUUCCAUCCUAAGUGGAAAACGGUACCGGCUUCUGUCGGCCUUAUUAAGUUAUUUGUUAGCCUUGUUAACUGUAGGCUCCUGUAACUAUUAACUUACUUCAUAAUCAUCACUAGCUCCUUGCCCUCAAUUUUUAUACUUCUUUUUGUUGC